This is a messenger RNA of Protopolystoma xenopodis, 297 nucleotides long. The record is from the annotation of a GenBank genome assembly. NCBI's taxonomy places the organism in Eukaryota, Metazoa, Platyhelminthes, Monogenea, Polystomatidea, Polystomatidae.
AUGUUGAGCUGGAUUCGAUUUCACGUCGACUCUGGUCUUUCAGAUUCACAAUUCGCUCACACAAAUCUGACGCAGUGUGUACGCAACCUGGCACGGUGCUGGGUGAUGCGUUCAUGGCUGUACAUGCACAGCAAUCAACAUUCCAUGCUUCGCGAAGACUCAAUUGCUACCUGUCGGGUUGCGAACGCGCCACUUAAGCGAAGCUGCCUAAUGAUGGGCGAGGUGGAGGCAAGAACGGGCCUUUUAUGCAUCCUGACAACCCCCGUGCCCUCCCCAUUGGACGUAUUGGCCACAUAG